CACAAGGCUGAGAAAGGGAUUGAAGAAGUUGAUUUACGUUAGCACAAUGGCUACCGUCAGUCAGAUUUGGCCAUUUGAGAGGAGACGCUGCCUGAAAGCCCAUGGAAUCAUAAUACUGUUAUUUUUGGAUCUAUGUUUGCAAGGUGUGAAUGGUAAGGCUAUGCAACAUCACAUAUGCUAAAACGGAUUUGUAUAUCCCAGGGCUAGGCUUCAUCUGUGAUAUUUUUUUCUUCUGAUUCUAGUUAGCUAGCUAGCAAAGUAGUUAGCUGGCGUAAAGCAUUAGCUAGCUAGAUAACAAGAGUUUAUGGCAAAUGUCCACACAAUGGUAGUCUGCAGGUCUAUACAGACGCCUGACAGACAGUUUACUGUAUUCUGAUCCUACUGUAAUUUAUCUGGAAAGCUAGCUAACUAAUGUACAAUUGCUCCAGCUAGCUGUGUUUAUUAGAUUGUUAGCUGUAACGGCUAGCUACAUGAUGCACCCUUCCCGUUAUCUAUGCCAACCCCUCUGUCUUCCAGGGUACCUGAGCUCCCCACGCGUGGGACAGGAGCCCCCUUACAGCCAAGAUGCUCAGCCAGUCAUCACCAGCCCGGUGGUUCCUGCUCCAUCAUCUGGUAAAAUCUCCUCCCUAGCCUCCAUCCAUGGGAUGUUUUUAUCAUGUUGACGCUGACAGUGUCUCUUUGGUGUGCUGUUACUGAAUGAGGUCCAUGGGGCAACAUACAAUCUUGUGCAUUGUUUUGCAGCAUCUCCAACUGAUUCAGACAGCUAUGCUUCCAAAUGCCCCAGUGGGGGUCAAUGCAACAGACUGCCCGCUGACUGCAUCAACUGCAGCUAUCACCACAACUGUAGCUAUGGCAAACCAGCCUCUUUCUCUUGCAAGGCCAAGAGAGGAGUCCACUGCACAGUGAGUUCAGUUUGCCAGUUGGACACAGAUUGUUCUUGACAAAGAACAAGGAGCUCCAUUUACAAAGAAAAUAUGUAACUGUAGCACUUUGUCAUUGUGGUGUUGAUGCUUCAGUAUGCUGUUUAUUUUUCUCUGCUUGCAGGGGGAGUCGGGGCAGCAGCAGACCAACUUCUCCCUGUCCAUCACGUGCCAGUUCUGCUGGCAGCUGGACCCAUCUCAGUACAGGUGCUCCAACUCCACCAACUGUAUGACGGUCGCCUGCCCUCGCAAACGCUACAACGCCAAAUGCCAAGUACUGGACCACGUACACUGCUUAGGUAUACACUUACUGUACAGUGUAUCUGGGUCAUUUAUUGUUCAAAUACAUACACGCCCCUCCAUAUGUAUUUGGACAGUGAAGCAAUAAAAAAUAUAUAUAUUUGCUCUAUACUCCAGCAUUUUGGAUUUGAGAUCAAGUGUUUCACGAGGCAACAGUGCAGAAGAAUGCCACCUUAUAUUUGAGGGUAUUUUCAUACGUUUUACCAUUUUAAAAAUGAAAGCACAUUAUGUAUCUAGUCCCACCCAUGUGAAGAAGUCAUAAGUAUUUUGACAAAUUCACUUAUAGUAUAUUAAAGUUGUCAAAAGUUUAUUUGGUCCCAUAUUCCUUGCACGCAAUGACUACAUCAAGCUUGUGACUCUACAAACCCAUUGGAAGCAUUUACAGUUUGUUUUGGUUGUGUUCUGGGUUAUGUUUUGUCGAAAAGUAAAUUAAUGGUGAAUGAUGAUUUUCUUUCUAAGUGAGUAGAUAAGAUACUUCUGAACACAAUUAAUCCUGAUAAUGCCAUUAUUAAGAAAAAUCAUGAAUGAAUAAUGAGUGAGAUGCCAUUCAGAGGCUACAACAAAACAUGCUAACCUCUCACCAUUACCAAUAACAAGGGAGGAUAGUAUUUUUUGGGGGGGGUAUGAUCUUUGUGCCUCUGUAACCUUCUCACGUUGUUAGCAUCUACAUGAAUGUAGAAGUGUUCAGAAACGUCUUCUAUUCUUACUUACAAUAAAAGUGACCCCAAAAUGGCACAAGACAUUAUUCACCAUUCAGUUCCUAUUGGGCAAAACAAACCGCAAAUGCAUCCAAGUUUGUAGAGUCACAAGCUUGAUGUAGUUAUGGUGUGCAACGAAUAUGGGACCAAAUACUAAACUUUUGACUACACUAUAAGUUAAUUUGGCCAAAUACUUAUGACUUCUUAAAAUGGGGGGACUAGAUUCAGGAAGUGCUUUAUAUCUCGAAUCUAAAAUGCUGGAGUAUAGAGCCAAAGAAAAAAAAAAUGCUUCACUGUCCAAAUACGUAUGGAGGGGAGUGUAUACUGUGCAGUGCAUUCAUUACAACUGUCUUUUGUUCUCAGGUAAAAGAGUAUUUCAUAAACGUUUGUAUUGCAACUGGACAGGAGGGUACAAGUGGUCUACAGCACUGGCACUCAGGUAAGACUCCUGCACAAGCGCACAAAAAAAAAAGACAUCUCUGGUUGAAAACGCCCUAUGUGGCAUCGAUAUUAGUCAGAAACAUUUAUUUUGGUGCCAAAAUUGACUACAGAGUGUAAAUAGGACAAUUUUGGUCAUAAAGUCAGUAUCUUACAAAACGGAGAUUUCAGGAAUCGAGAACAACAGCGUUUUCCUUGGGUUGGGUUUAGAUUUCCAUCCUGCCCACACAGAACCGCUGUCUGGCACGGUUUGCGGUACUCAUAUCAUCCGGUGCGCGUGUGCUGCAGUGCAUGCUAUCCAAUCGUAGCAGCAGAAUCAACUUACAGCCCUGCCCAUUUCUUUACACACAGCAGAUCUACCAAUAAUCGACAGUGUUGGGUUGAAAAAACGAGACGUGUUAAUUAUAUACUGAUGUUUUUUCCAACUCAAGCGUUCGUGAGCUAACGUUAGCAUCACAAACAACUGUCAUUAAAGAUACUCUAGAAAGGAGGAAAUGCAUAAUGCGCGGAGCUUGGGAUUCUUGACCAAUCACGUUAAGGUUGUCAUGCUGCGUCACGCAGUUGCUAAGCCAUUCGUCACCCAACCCCUUGUUGAACGUACAGUGGCUGUUUGGGAUGUUUUAGCUACAGUGACUGUAGAGGGACAAACAACAAUAGCGGCCAGGGUACGAUAUAGCUAACAUAACACACACACAUCGAACCACACCCCCAAGCUGCAAAUCUUUUUUUUUCAUAAUGAGUAGCAGAAAAACAGCACCCCUUUAAGACCACCCCAACUAGCUUAAGUGUGUUAGAGCUUUCUAAUAGUUUAAUCGGUUUCUUAUACUUUGAAUCUUUUAUAAAACAUCUUUAUCCUUGAGAAAAAAAUUCAUGAAAAUCUUCUCAUUUGUAAAGUAAAUUAGUGACUUGGUAGCACAACAGUCACUCAAACCUCUUAAGGACAAAACAAGCCAUGCUGAUAAAGGUUAAAAGCAGCGAGUGUCCAUCCUACCGCCUCUGACAACAGAACAUCAGCCGUCAUUUUAUUUUAAUUUCCCAACGAUUGUACACGUUGACUCGCCACCCUUCGUCAACACCAAGCAGGUGGUCUACUGCGCAAGGAGGACAUUCAAUAUGGCGCGCCUUCCCGCUUAGAUGUCCAGGUCUGCUAUGCUCUUAACUGUGAUUCUACUGGUAAAAGUGACGUUAUUGUUUUGUCUAUCUGCAGCAUUACACUAGGUGGAUUUGGGGCUGACCGGUUCUAUCUAGGCCAGUGGAGAGAGGGUCUGGGCAAGCUGUUCAGCUUCGGUGGCCUGGGCAUCUGGACCCUGAUUGAUGUGCUGCUGAUUGGGGCGAGCUAUGUGGGGCCAGCCGAUGGCUCCCUCUACAUCUGA
Molecule: messenger RNA, 3729 nt
Organism: Coregonus sp. 'balchen'
Lineage: Eukaryota; Metazoa; Chordata; Actinopteri; Salmoniformes; Salmonidae
Source: the annotation of a GenBank genome assembly